AUGAGGUCCUUUUUAGUCAUCUUCGGUGCUCUCUAUCUUGCUGGCGCAACUGUCGACAAUGCUUUGAAGGGAUGCCCGCCGGCAAUGAACAGCAAGCACACUUUGGUUACGAAGAAUGGAACCGUAAAUCAAGAAGCUUUCAGAAGGUUGCUGAGCACCCCGUUGUGUGGUCUUUGUAGAGAAUUAAUGGAGGAUCUAAAGCCCAUAAUUGCAGAAACAGAAAUCACCGAAGAAGCCAUUAAAACAGCAGUCGAAGUGAGUUCUGCAGUAUGGUUGUAAAAAAACUUUUAGAGAGAAUGCGAGGAUACUUUUGGAUUCUUCAUUGGAUGGCGGUGCAAGUGGGCGUUUUUCGACAUCAUUCCGCUCAUAAUGACCCUUUUGAACCAACUCAACGAUAAGGAUAACAUUACUUACAUCUGCGAUACCAUUCAUUUGUGCUAA
Messenger RNA from Bursaphelenchus xylophilus (pine wood nematode), 441 nucleotides. The record is from the annotation of a GenBank genome assembly. NCBI's taxonomy places the organism in Eukaryota, Metazoa, Nematoda, Chromadorea, Rhabditida, Aphelenchoididae.